Molecule: messenger RNA, 1880 nt
Organism: Punica granatum (pomegranate)
Lineage: Eukaryota; Viridiplantae; Streptophyta; Magnoliopsida; Myrtales; Lythraceae
Source: RefSeq, a predicted model, not a curated record
UCCCUUCGGUUCUGUCCAACUUCAUAUGACUAACAUAGCAUAGUCCAUAAACCCCUGCCGCUACUUCCACCAAGUGCAACAAAUAGCCCUCGGUCGAAUUACCGGUUGCCUUGCGAAAGAAAGUUGAUGAUCAUGGGCUCAGAGGUGCAACGCCCUCUGCUGCUCGGGCUGGAUUCGCACAGCCGGGUCUCUGACUUGUCAUCGGUGGUGAUCGAGGAGUUCCUGGAGAAGGGGAAAGUGCCGGCGAGGUGGUGGCCCCAGCUCGUUGCCUGGGAGUCGAGGCUGCUUUGGCUCCUCUCGGGGUCGUCCAUCAUUGUGUCGUUGUGCAAUUACAUGCUAACCUUCGUGACCCUCAUGUUUACGGGACACCUGGGCGCCUUGGAGCUCGCGGGGGCCUCCAUCGCCAGUGUGGGCAUUCAGGGUCUGGCUUACGGAGUCAUGAUAGGGAUGGCGAGUGCAGUGCAGACGGUGUGCGGGCAGGCGUACGGGGCGCGCAAACUGGCGGCGAUGGGCAUAAUAUGCCAACGGGCCAUAGUCCUCCAUGUGGGGGCGGCCUUCCUCCUGACCUUCCUUUACGGAUUCUCAGGUCCGGCCCUCAGGGCGAUAGGCCAGUCCCACAGCAUAGCCGAGCAGGGCCAGAUCUUCGCCUGGGGCCUCAUCCCCCAGCUCUAUGCGUUCGCUAUCUCGUGCCCAUUGCAGCGGUUCCUCCAAGCCCAGAACAUCGUUAACCCGCUGGCCUACAUGUCCGCCGGCGUGUUUGUCCUCCACAUCCUCCUCACGUACCUCGUGGUCUACGUGCUGAGUUAUGGGCUCAUCGGGGCAGCGCUCACGCUGAGCUUCUCGUGGUGGCUCCUUGUCGUGCUGAAUUGGCUUUACAUCGUGUUCAGCCCGUCGUGCAGGGAGACAUGGACCGGGCUCUCAAUGCAGGCCUUCAAGGGGAUCUGGCCCUAUUUCAAGCUCACCGUUGCCUCUGCUGUCAUGCUCUGUCUGGAGAUUUGGUACAGCCAAGGACUCGUGCUCAUCUCGGGUCUCCUCCCGAACCCAACGAUUUCUCUAGACUCCAUUUCCAUUUGCAUGAACUACUGGAAUUUUGACAUGAACUUCAUGCUAGGGCUAAGCGCCGCUGCCAGCGUUCGAGUAAGUAAUGAACUCGGGGCGGGGCACCCUAAGGUAACCAAGUUCUCAGUCAUCGUAGUGAAUGGAACCAGCAUCCUCAUCAGUAUAGUAUUCAGUGCGAUCAUCCUCAUAUUCCGGGUCGGGCUGAGCAAGCUCUUCACGUCCGAUGCCGAAGUCAUUUCAGCGGUCUCGGACUUGACUCCUCUGCUUGCCAUUUCCGUCUUCCUUAACGGCAUUCAGCCGAUCCUCUCUGGUGUUGCGAUAGGGAGCGGGUGGCAAGCGCUGGUGGCCUAUGUUAACCUCACUACAUACUACAUCAUUGGCCUCCCCAUAGGAUGCGUUCUGGGCUUCAAGACGAGCCUCGGCGUGGCGGGGGUCUGGUGGGGUAUGAUUAUUGGAGUGGGUUUACAAACUCUGACCCUGAUCAUAUUAACUGCAAGAACAAAUUGGAGCACCGAGGUCGAAAAGGCUGUCGCUCGAUUGAAGAGGUCGGCGACCGAGGAAGCAACGAGGGUUAUAGUUGAUAACAUUUGAUCGGAAGAAUUGAGCACAAGGUCUUUUCUUUUUUCAGUUACAAGGAAGGGCCGUGACCCUAAUGCAAUCAACACAUAGUUUUACUUUACCUUGGCGAAGUUACCAUUUUGUUCCCAUUAAAUAGAUAAAAAAAGAUUUAUCAUUUUGUUAUCUAUAAAAUAAAUAUUUCGUUCCAGAACAUAGCAUCCGAUCAAGGAAUGAGUAUUUCACAGAUCCAUAUACGGAUUCAA